AUGGUCGGCCUUCAGAGAGGUUUCCUUCGGCUUUGCUCUCUUCAAGAUCGAUGGCAGUGCGGCAGGGAAGGCGGACUGGGAGUAACAUCACAUUCAAACUCCUCCCUUCCUCCAUUUCCCCCCUCUUCCCUCCCCCUCACUCCCCCUCUCAGCUUCGUCUCCCCCAAGCCUGGAUGGUCGGCCUUCAGAGAGGUUUCCUUCGGCUUUGCACUCUUCAAGAUUGAUCGCAGUGCUGCAGGGGAGGAGGACUGGCGACCUGCAUGGUCGGCCUUCCGUGAAGCUUCCUUCGGCUUUGCUCGCUUCAAGAUCGAUGGCAGUGCAGCAGGGGAGGCGGACUGGGACUUUGUCCCCCCCAAGCCUGCAUGGUCGGCCUUCAGAGAAGCCGCCAUUGGCUUUGCUCUCUUCAAGAUCGAUGGCAGUGCAGCAGGGGAGGCGGACUGGGAGUAA
This is a messenger RNA of Closterium sp. Naga37s-1, 447 nucleotides long. Lineage: Eukaryota; Viridiplantae; Streptophyta; Zygnematophyceae; Desmidiales; Closteriaceae. The record is from the annotation of a GenBank genome assembly.